AUGCAACCCCCGUCUCUGCUGGGAGAGCUGAAGGGACGGGCGGCUGCAGACACCCCUCGGGUAGCCCCGGGAUCCCGCGGGGGAAGGCCGAGGAGGCUCCGGUUCGGUCGGCAUCCCCACGUGAGGCAGGGUUUGGAGCCGGCCUUGGAUCCCGCGGCUGCCGAAAGGCGCCUUCUGUGGCGGAAUCCCGGCAGAAUCGACCCAGUGGAUCUGCGCACGUUGCGGCCCCGGCAGCUUCGUCCCUUCAGAGCGGGACGGAGCAUGCGCAGAACAGCGUUGCCGGCAGUAGCCUCCUGCGGGAAAGGGGCGGAGGGAGGCGGCUGCCGGGACCAGGAGGGGAGGGGGCCGUGGGGGGGCCUCUCUAGGAAGAAGCGCUCUCUCGCCCGCCGCCCCCCGAGGCCCCCCGAGGCGGAGGGGGCGGGGCCGGGGGGGCGGGAGCGGAGAGCCGCGGGCGCGUUGCUGCUGCGCUUCCCGGAGCGAGGCCGGGAGGAGCGCGACCCCGCCUGCCCGGGAGGCCCCCUUUCCCGGGAAAGCCGGGCGGCCGGGAAGGAGAGGCGCCCAGCAGACGCCGCCGGGGAGGCCCGGCCCGGCCCGGCCCGCGAGAUGGCCUCGCCGCGGCCCGGAGCGGGGGGAGCCGCAGGACGAGCCGCCCCCGCCGCCGCCGCGCCCGCGGAGGGAGCGGCGCUCUGGCCGGCAGCCGGGCGGGGGGGCCUCCCCGAGGAGCCCCUGGGCGGGGGGGCGCAGCGCUUCCGCCGGCUCCGCUACCGGGAGUGCCAGGGGCCGCGGGGCGUCUGCAGCCGCCUGCAGCAGCUGUGCCGGGAGUGGCUGAAGCCCGAGCGGCGCAGCAAGGCCCAGGUGGUGGACCUGGUGAUCCUGGAGCAGUUCCUGGCCGUGCUGCCGGCGGAGAUGGCGAGCUGGGUGCGGGAGUGCGGCGCGGAGAGCUGUUCCCAGGCGGUGGCCCUGGCCGAGGGCUUCCUGCUGAGCCAGGCGGAGGCGGAGCGAGGGCAGCGGAUGCAGGAGCCGCUGAGGAAGGAGGUUGUGGUGCCUCCUGAAGGCAGGGAAGCUCUCCCUGGUCCCUCUUUGGAGCAGCUGUGGGGAAGGAUCUCUGAGGAGGAUCCAGCUCCUCUUUGUGAUGGAGCAGCAACAGCUCAGGGCUCGGUGUCCUUUGAGGAGGUGGCUGUGUAUUUCACGGAGGAGGAGUGGGCGCUGCUGGAUCCCAGCCAGAGAGCCUUACACGGGGAAGUCAUGCUGGAGAAUUCUAGGAAUGUGGCCACUCUGGCGAAGUGGCUCAGCACCCUGGUGAGAUUUCUGGAGAGGCUGUUCACCAAAUGCAGCCAAGAAGGAAAGGAGCUGAAUAGACGUUGUGGGGAAAGCUUGUCCUAACCAGCCCACGAAAUGGACCUGCCAUGGUCUGGAGAGGGUGGAGCAGCAGAAGGCCCCCCUGCCACUGAGCCUG
Messenger RNA from Candoia aspera, 1456 nucleotides. RefSeq lists its product as uncharacterized. The coding region runs from base 1 to 1383 and encodes 460 amino acids. Gene Ontology annotation, biological process: regulation of DNA-templated transcription. The record is from RefSeq and is a predicted model, not a curated record. NCBI's taxonomy places the organism in Eukaryota, Metazoa, Chordata, Lepidosauria, Squamata, Candoiidae. The transcript has 5 exons.